AUGUCACGAAUAAGAAGACUUUCUAUUCGUGGUAUUCGUAAUUUUGGUGAUGAAAGCGAUGAAGCUUUGAUUCAAUUUUCUCGUCCUUUAACGCUUAUUCUUGGACCAAAUGGCACUGGAAAAACAACAAUUAUUGAAGCUCUUAAAUUUGCUACUUGCGGUGAAUUUCCACCCGGUUCAGAAAGAGGAAAGUUUUUUAUUCACGAUCCAACUCUAUUGGCGACUUCAUCGGUUCGAGGUGUUGUAAGGGCUGAAAUAGUUGAUGGAAAAGGUAAUUUAUAUACAAUAUGUAGAACAAUAGAAUCUACAAAAGGAAAUGUAACAAUGAGAUUUAAAACACUUGAUAGUGCUUUAAGCAGAAUAAAUAAAGGAACAAAAGAGAUAGUAUCAAUAACUAAUCGAUGUGCUAAUGUUGAUACAGAACUUACAUUAGCAAUGGGAGUUUCAAAACCUAUUUUAGAUUAUGUAAUCUUCUGCCAUCAAGAAGAUCUUAACUGGCCUUUUCAAGAUGGUAAAAAAUUAAAAGAAAAAUUUGAUGAGAUUUUUGAUAGUUGUAAAUUUAAUAAAGCACUUGAAAGUAUCAUGAAAUAUAUAAAAGAUUUAAAACAAAAAACAAGUAUAUUAAAAGAGCAAAAACAGAACUGUCAACUUGUUGUUAAUGAAGUUGUUGAUAAAGAAACAAGACUUGAAGAUAAUAAAAAACGAUUGGAAAGUUCUAAAGUUAAGAUUGAAGAACUUAAUAAAGAAUUAGAACCUAUAAAUGAAAAAAUUAAAAAAUUGGAGAAAGUAACUGCUGAUUAUAAAGAUCUACAAAAUGAAGAAGAGAAAAAGAUGUCAGAAUAUACCAUGUUUAAACAACAAUUGGAUAGAUUAAAAGAAGAUUUACAGUAUGUGUUUGAAGGAACUACAGAAGAAUUAUUAACACAAUUAGGGGCAUAUAAUGAAAUAUUAAUAAAAAAAGUUGAAAAAAUUGCAGAGUUUGAAGAAAAAUUGAAAAAUAUUGCUGAAGAUGAGUCUAGAAUAUCAAAUAAUUUAUCUGCUUGGAAUCUUGAUGCUGCUAAUUCAAAUGUAUCAGAAUUAGAGGUCUUAGCUCUUACUAAAAGGUUGACAGAAAAGAUGAGAGAACUAGAGCAUAAAACAGAAGAGAAUAGAAUGAAAAGAGAUGAAGAAGAAAAAGAAUUGCAAAAAGUAAUAGAUACUUUACGUAGCACACAUUCAAAAUUAGAUUCAGAGAAAGAUCUGAAAGAAAAUGAAGUAAUUGAAACAAGGAAAGAAGUUAAUAAAAUAACAUUAGAUAUUAAGCAGCUUAGUGCAGCAGGAAAUAAAUUAAAUUCCAUUGAUUUAAAAAUAAAAGAAGCACAGGCAAAAAUCCAACAACUGAAUCAAGAAUUGGAUGUAAAUACAGUGAAUAAACAAGUUGCUGACAAAAUUAAAACCCGAAAUAAAAUGGAAACAUUACUAAAUACAGUUGAUGAAGAAAUAGCUUUAUUAUUAAAACAAAGUUCAUUGCAAGCCGAAUUAGAAUUAAAUAAAUCUACAUUACUUACUAAAGAAGAAGAAAUAGAAAAAUUGAAAAAUAAACACAAAGAAAAAAUAAUGAUUUUAUUAGAUAUUAAAGAAAUACCCCAAACUAAAUUAAAAAGUAAUCUAGAUAUGGUUCAAAAAGAAAUGGCAAAUGAAAUAGAAUCCAUUAAUCAAGAAAUUUUAACAGAGGAACGUCAAAUAACUACAUUGGAAACAACAAUAUUACAUACUGAACAUGAACUUCAAAACAAGAAAAAAGAAGUAAAUUUGAAUAAAGAAAAAAUUUCAUCAAUCUGUCACUACAAAAAUUUUGAUGAAAAAUUAUUAUUACAAUCAAAAAAAGUAAAAGAUCUUCAAGAUAAAAGGGGAGUAUAUGCUCAUCAGGGAGCAGCUUAUAAAGAGUAUAUAAAACAGUUGAAAGAAAUAAAUCCUUGUUGUCCUCUGUGUCAUAGAGGUUUCGAUGAACGUGAAACUGUUAUAAAUUUAUUACAAGAAAUGGAAAGUGAAAUGGAAAAUCAUCCAAAUCGUUUACAUGAAUGUGAAAAAGAAUUAAAAACACAACAAGAAAUAUAUGAUAAGAUGUUGCAGUUAAAACCAGUUGUUGAAAAAAUAAUACAGUCAGAAGAGAUUGAAUUAAAGAAAUUAACGAAUGAUUUAGAAGUGUUAAAAAAUAAAUUGAAUAAAUCUCGAACAACUUUACUAGAAUUAAAAACAAAAAGAUCUAAUCCAGAAAAUAAAUUAAGAAUAUGCAAAGAUAUCAUAGGUGAUAUUAUAUUAUGGGAUACAUAUAUAGAUGAAACUUUUAAACUUAAACAAACAAUUGAUAAUCUUCAUACUCGUAUGAUUGAAGCAGGUAUUAAAACGAAACGUAGCCUUGAAGAAACUCAAACCCAAAGAGAAGAGUUGAAAAUGUCUUUAAAAAAUAUUCGUGAUGAUAUUGAAAAAUUACAAUCUAGAAUAAAUACACAUAAUGAAAACUUACAUAGUGUUCGGGAAGAACAGAAUGCAUUACAUGAAGAAUUGUUAAAAAUACGAUCAGACAUGCAAAAAUUAAAAGAGUUGAAGGAUAAACAGGAAGUUUUAUAUUUAAAAGAAAUUUCUCUUGGAAAAUCAGUUGAUACGUUACGAGAAAAAGUGGUUACAGCAGAAACUAAAUUAAAUUCAAAAUUUGAUGAAUUGGAAAGAAAAAAGAAAAAUAAUUGGGAGGAACAAGAAAUAGAUAGGAAAUUGAUAGCAGAAGGAGUUAGACGUUUAUCUGAAUUACAGAAAGUGCAGGAUGAGGUUGAUGCUUUUACAUAUCGUAAAAUUCCAGAAUCUUUAGAAUGCUCUGAAUCAAAAAUAAAAAAUUAUGAAAAAUUACUUAAUAAACUGCUUCAUGAGAAAGGUGAUAUAGAAACAAUGAUAAGUAAUUCAAAAGAAGAAAUUAGUCGUCAAGAAGUUCGGAAAAGGGAAUUAUCCGAUAAUCUCACAUUACGAAAAACUCAGGAAACAGUUAGUAACGUACAUCAAAAAUAUUUAAGUAUAAAAGAAAGAUUAAAUGCUAUAAAUUAUUCUCAAGCACUUAACGAAUGGGAGAAUUUACGAAGUCGAGAACAAGCUAUACUCCGCCAGAAAAAUAUGAUUAAAGGAAGUCAAGAAGAAUUAGAAAGAACAGUACAGCAUUAUACUGAAGUAUUAAAGAAGCAAGAAUACAGACAAGCUCGUAAAAAUUACAAAAACAAGUGCAUCGAACUAACGGUUGUAGAAGAAACGAUAUUAAACUUAAAAGCAUAUAGCAAAGUGCUAGAUGUAGCUAUGAUAGAAUAUCAUGAAGAACGUAUGGCCACAGUUAAUAAAAUCAUGAAACAGAUGUGGAAGCUUGUAUAUACUGGAACAGAUACAACAUGCAUAGCAAUUCGCACAGAUGCUACUGAAGGGAUAGGUAGCAUAAGAAGAACAUAUAAUUACAAAUUAGUGCAAAUAAAAUAUGGACAUGAAAUAGAUAUGAAAGGUCGUUGUAGUGCGGGUCAAAAAGUUUUAGCAUCAAUAAUUAUAAGACUCGCAUUAGCAGAAACAUUUUGUAAGGAUUGUGGAAUUCUAGCAUUGGAUGAACCAACAACAAACUUGGAUCAAGAAAAUGCUGAUAGUCUAGCAAAUGCUUUGGCUACGGUUGUUAAAUUACGAUCACAAUAUCAAAAAAAUUUUCAAUUAAUCGUUAUUAGUCACGAUGAGAAAUUUUUAUUCAAGUUAGCUGAAUUGAGCAGUAAUAAAGGCUUUUACCAACUUUAUCGCAAACAGACCGGUUAUACAGGAAUUAAACAUUGUUUAGUGAAAAAUCAAGAUUAUUUUACGUCAAAUAAUACAAAAGAAGACUCAUCGUCUGAUGAUGAAAUUAACGAACAUUCUAAGUUACAAGAUAAAUUACACUCUUCAACAAAUUUACAACAGGAAAUACAUAAUGAACAAACGAAUAAAAAAAGAAGACAUGUUUGGAAUACUGAUAAUAAGGAUUCCACUGAAAACAAACCUUCAAAAAGAAGAUAUGUCUUCCAAUAA
This is a messenger RNA of Eufriesea mexicana, 4059 nucleotides long. It is a transcript of the gene rad50, whose product is annotated as DNA repair protein rad50. The record is from RefSeq and is a predicted model, not a curated record. Gene Ontology annotation, cellular component: condensed nuclear chromosome; Mre11 complex. Gene Ontology annotation, biological process: telomere maintenance via telomerase; chromosome organization involved in meiotic cell cycle; double-strand break repair. Gene Ontology annotation, molecular function: G-quadruplex DNA binding; double-stranded telomeric DNA binding; ATP hydrolysis activity. Lineage: Eukaryota; Metazoa; Arthropoda; Insecta; Hymenoptera; Apidae.